AUGCAUUCUCUCAGGGCUUCCAGCAUCGCCCUCCUUUCCCUCCUGUCUACCGCCCUGGCCCAGACAUUCACGUCAUGCAAUCCCUUGGAAAAGGAUGAUUGUCCUGAUAUGCAGGCGUUGGGUGUUUCCAACUACAGCAUUGAUUUCACAAAGAGCAUGAUGUCCAAAGAGGUAUGGAACACGACGGCAGGAUCGGUCGAUUUUGAGAACCCUGGCGCGCAAUUCACCAUCAACAAGCGAGGAGACGCACCCACAGUCCAGACCAACUUCUACAUCUUCUUCGGCCAGGUUGAGGUCAUCAUGAAGGCUUCCGUUGGCCAAGGUGUUGUCUCCUCCAUCGUCAUGCAGUCGGAAGAUUUGGACGAGGUCGAUUGGGAGUGGAUCGGAGGCAACGACUCGUAUGUUCAAACCAACUACUUCGGCAAAGGCAACACCACCAGCUUCGACCGUGCCGUCUGGCAUCCGGUCAGCAAACCUCAAGACGAGUACCACAAUUAUACCGUUGAUUGGUCGAGAGAAAAGCUAGAAUGGUUCAUUGAUGGCCAAUCCAUCCGUGUCCUCAAUGCCCAAGAUGCCAACGGGGGCAAGAACUUUCCUCAAACCCCUUGCAACGUUCGUCUCGGUAUCUGGGCCGGUGGUGACCCAAAGAACCCCAAUGGUACCAUUGAGUGGGCUGGAGGUGUGACCGACUACGACAACACCCCGUACACCAUGACCGUUCGUUCUGUCCGUGUCAGUGAUGCUACACAAGCCACACAGUACCAAUGGGGUGACAGGACUGGCAGUUGGCAGAGCAUCAAGGUCGUCAACGAUACGAAGCCCAUCAAACUCGACGGCCAAAACGGCUCAUCCACCGUGCAGAGCAUCGAGCAGAAAUGGAACGGCCUCAGCCCACAGACCAAAUACAUCAUCGGCGGUGUCGUGGGCGGUGUCGUCCUCCUAGCCAUCUGCAUCUUUGCCUUCUGCUGCAUCCGCCAACGCCGCGCCGGCAAGCACGAGAAACUCAUCGAGGACGCCAAGUACGAGAAGAAUGCCGCCGAGGUCAUGGCCUACCGCAAUGGCAUGACGCGGAUGCGCAGUGAUGGCUUCAAGGGCGCCCACGUAAACGUCGCACCCGUCAUGGGCAAUGCUGGCGCCAUGUACCAGAACCAAGGUCUGACUCAGCCCAUGAUGGGUGGAAUGAGCCCAAACCCCGGCUACGGUUACCCACAGAGCGUCAGCUCGUAUGGGAGUCGGGGCGGGUAUCAGAAAUACUGA
This is a messenger RNA of Exophiala bonariae, 1257 nucleotides long. RefSeq lists its product as uncharacterized. Gene Ontology annotation, biological process: fungal-type cell wall organization; carbohydrate metabolic process. The coding region runs from base 1 to 1257 and encodes 418 amino acids. Gene Ontology annotation, molecular function: glycosyltransferase activity; hydrolase activity, hydrolyzing O-glycosyl compounds. Lineage: Eukaryota; Fungi; Ascomycota; Eurotiomycetes; Chaetothyriales; Herpotrichiellaceae. Gene Ontology annotation, cellular component: fungal-type cell wall. The transcript is spliced from 2 exons. The record is from RefSeq and is a predicted model, not a curated record.